This is a messenger RNA of Cephus cinctus (wheat stem sawfly), 6047 nucleotides long. RefSeq names its product probable G-protein coupled receptor CG31760. Lineage: Eukaryota; Metazoa; Arthropoda; Insecta; Hymenoptera; Cephidae. Gene Ontology annotation, molecular function: G protein-coupled receptor activity. The record is from RefSeq and is a predicted model, not a curated record. The transcript is spliced from 12 exons. Gene Ontology annotation, biological process: G protein-coupled receptor signaling pathway. The coding region runs from base 1059 to 4628 and encodes 1189 amino acids. Gene Ontology annotation, cellular component: membrane.
AACACGGAACCACCUCAGACCGAAUUGCUGCGAAAUCUUACAAACUUAAACACGAACUAAAGUUCGUAGACGGCAAUUUUCAAAAGUCUUUUAUGAACAGUACCAUGAGUGUCCGCGUGAGAGAUGCCAUAUAUGCCCAAUUCUAAGAGACGUUCUAAGAAUAUUGAAAAAAAAAAAAUGAAAUCGAAAACGAAAAUAAUGACGAUUUUAUUAAAAAAUUAUUUGACACUUUGAAAAACUUAAAAAGACAAUUUCGAAUCUAUUCAUUUAUUUUGUUCGCCUUAAUUAUCGUUAACGAAUUAUUCUUGUUAUCAUAAGCGGGUCCAAAUUUUUGAAAUUUGCAAAACACGAUAACUGAUAGCACGAAAAUGUUUCGCGUCGGCUCGAAAUGUGAAAUAUAUGAGGGAUGACAGGAGGUGAUUAAACCAGUUUUAGGUUAGCAAAUAAAUUCUGCAAGCGCAGUGUUUAGGCUCAGAUUAAUUCAAUGUGAUUAAGUAUUGAGGGUCGUGUCACUUACAAGUUCGAUGUUGUAUAUUCUAUAUGUAUUAAUGUCAUAAUUAAGUAAACGUGAUACUUAUCAACUGAUUGUGAUCAUCAGUUACCAGCAGUGAAGCUUAUUUUGAAACUUUACUGUCAACUAGAUAUAGCACGAGCCUGUGAUACAGUAAAAUCCACUACAGUGAAAUUUAUAGUGUAAAAAGGAAUAAAUAAUCCGUAGAAAUAAAAACUUUCAACAAUAAAUGUCGCUAAAAAUGUUAACACCAAUUUAACGAUAAUAAUUAUUUCGCGUGUAGAAUUGAUACAUCGCGCGAUCGCUUAUUCGCGUAGGGAAUCUUUUUAAAAAUCCCGAAGUUCAUUCGUUGCUUAAAAGCUGAGGCAACAAUUAAAAAGAAAGUGACGUAAAAUAACAUUACAUAUACAUACAAAAAAUAUUAAUUAAAAAAUUGUUAAAUAUUCAACGAUACAUUAAAUUAUUAUCGAGUAUGUCGUGAUCGCGCGAAUUCUUAGUCCGUCAAAAAUGGUAGAUUAGUUUGGUCUUAUCGUGAAGAUUCCAUAAGAUGUGUGUCAAGAUUUACCGAUACGCCGUUAUUUUAUUUUUACUACUGCAAGAAUUCCUCUUAUGCACCUGCACCGAGUUGCAGAUUGAAAAACCAAAGGAGCUGCUGCGCCAUCAGCAGAAGCACCGACCGCCAUUCAUAGAGCGUAAGUUGAUCGACUCGAAGAUAUUGAAACUUGAAAGUAGCGCAACUGAAAUAACCGACCCACUGGGAUCAGGAUUGCUCGUUGCCGAAGACGAUGAAUCCGAUUCUUACAGACAGCAAGAGAAAGCAAGGAUACUAUCUAAGGAAAAGUUUGAUAAAAGCGAAUCGGAAGCGAGCAUUGAGAAGCCAACCGCUCAGAUAAGACACGGUCGAUCCCGGAGUCAUUUUUCGAGGCAGAUCAAGCUAGACGGUGGCGAAGUGAGUAAGACGACUAUGCAGGAUCCAGAGGUCAAGAGAGAGCAGCGAUUCAACAACAUAUCCGACCAGCCGGAAGAAACUUUCGAAGGAAACGAUACGGUACAGCUUGAACUGGAAGUCACAAAUAAUACAGAGGAAGAGUUCGCUUCCGGUUUAAACAGAACUUGGGCGCAGGAAGAAGCGGUAAAGAAGUUGAACAAACUUUUAAAAGAUAUACAUCCCGAAGUCGACGGAGGAUCAUCGAGUAAAGAGGCGAUGAUCCGUAAGCUUGUAAAUACAAAGAAAAAGAGCGACUCGAUGAAUAAGCUUCGUAAAUUUAUAACAAAGGACAGAGUGCAGCUGCGACUAAAAGAGAAUGAAAAUUCGAGCUACGAAUACGGAACGAUAAUUCACACCUCGCAAAACGAUCGUAGCAGUGACGAGAUAUUUGGAAAAACAGCCGCGGAUGAUUACAUGAUUUACGACGAUGACUUCCGGAACACCUCGAUAGACCAUGGCGAUUACGACGAGGCUAUGAGUUACGUAACAAAACGUCCCGACAGACAAAGCGUUCAAGUAGACAUUGUCACAAGAUUCUUGAGGAUAAUAGAGAAUCAACAUCUUCUAGGUGAAAACUGUACAGCCGGUACGGAUCUCAAUCUCGGCGAAGGCGUCGUGGAUCGUUAUGCCCAGGAGAAAUUUCGGCUGGAAGCGAAUCUGGCUGUUAAUCGCGCCAAUAUGUUAACUAGAUUAUGGAAAUACGCACCGGAAGUGAUGCUCUCCUCGGAGUAUCUGCUUCACGCUAGUAUCCUCUCUAUGGUCGAGUUUGACGAGGAUAUAUUCGCAGCUGGAAAUUGUUACGACAAGCUGCAAUAUCGUGACAGAUGGCUGUACUGUCCGUUCGCGCAUCGACUUCAGGGCCAGGAUGGGGUCCUUGUCAAGGAUCUUGCCAUCGAGUACAAGUACCUGAGCAACAGUAGUGAGUGGUUUUACAUCGCCAGGAAGAAUGCAGAAAGAGUCAUAGCCAACAACAACCAGUUCAGUCACGGUUUCCAUACAUAUACACACAACGAAAGCAUGCACACCGACCGGAUAGAGGAUGAAAUACUGACAGUGAAAUAUGAAGAUGGCCGCUGGUCCAAGCCCUACUACGACUGUGGGGGAGGGAAUAUUUGGAUGCUGACUUAUACAGUCCCAUUCUUCGGAUACGCGAACGACACGUACUUCUUCAAAGGGACCAGUGGGAUCGAUAUCGAUCUUCGUAGAGUCGACAUAGAUCAGUGUCCUAUCAGGCCAAAUUCCUCCCAGCUGAAUAUUUUCGCAGCGAGCGACAAAUGCAAGAAGCGAACAACCAAGUGCGUCGCCAUUUCAGGACUUGGAUUUCGACGUGGUAGUUAUCGUUGUGAGUGCAAACUUGGAUUUUACUAUCCCAAGACAAAGUCUACUACGCGCUAUUAUAAUGGGACCGUCAUCGAAGAGGAAUAUGAGAAGCUCAUGCUGGGUGAAGAGAGUCAAUAUGCUGUGGAUGGCGUAUUCGAGUGUCUACCCUGUGCCGAGGGCUGCGAAUCCUGCCUGGAUGGUUCACCCUGUGUAGUAUCAUUAAAUUGGCUUAUGCGGACUGCCAUACUUAUCUUGGAAUGCUGCGUAAUAGCCUGUCUACCAGUAGUCGUCCUCUUCACCUGGAAAUACGGGAACGUGAAAGUUGUCAGGGCCGCAAGUCCAGUUCUGCUACGCGUAAUUGCCCUAGGAGCUUUCUUCAUCUACUGCACAACCAUCGUAAUGUAUCCACGUCCCAACGUCGUGACGUGCACCGUUCGCGUUUGGCUACGUGAAAUCGGAUUUUCUUUGACCUACGGUGCACUCAUGCUGAAAACCUGGCGGAUAUCUGUAAUAUUUCGCGUGAGGUCGGCGAAGGCCGUCAAAAUAACGGAUAUGAACCUACUAAAGCGGCUUGGGAUAAUCGUCAUGAUAUUCAGCGUGUUUCUUGGUAUUCGUACGCUGGUGGCGCCGCCUGUCGUGAUAGUGGCGCACACGGCAGACAAAUUAAAGGCCUAUUUAUGCCGCACCGAUUGGUGGGAUCACAGCUUUACGACACUGGAGGUAAUGUUUCUGAUCUGGGGCAUUAGGCUGUGCAUCGUCGUACGUAAGGCACCAUCCGAAUUCAACGAAAGCCGAUUCAUCUCUAUGGCAAUUUACAACGAAUUUCUACUAUCAGUCUUCCUCAACGUGUCAAUGUUCUUUUUACAGUCACCGGCAAAUCCGGACUUACUCUACAUUAUUUUUUUCUGCCACACGCAACUGACCGUCACGCUUCUUUUGUGUCUGAUAUUCGGUAGCAAGGCAUACGUGGUAUUCCGUGGCGGCGACAAAGAAGAUUCCAUGGGAAAACUUCCUGGGGCUGCUGGCAAGUUCGUGGGAAAAUCCUGCCGCACUCAAGGCACGAGUAAUCAGACGAACUCGAUUUCACUUCAGCACGGCAAUUUUACUGAAGAAAGCGAUGGCGUUACGGAGGAAUUCCGUCGUCUCUACACGCAGCUGGAGUUGCUCAAGGAGAAGAACAUGCGACUGGGCAACAGGCAUCUCGUUGCGAAAAUCGCAGCCAUGCAGGACGCGGCGAAUCGUGCGGAAACGCAAGUAUCGACGAUCCAGGCGAUAUCCACGACUAUGAGAUUGAACAAUCUGAGCAAUCCUAGCGGAGAGGAGGUCGUGUCGAAUUUGUGUCGUGGAGAUUCCCAGGAUGGUAAAAAUCCAUUGGACAUCGGUACCCGUGAGAAAUGUUCUUCAGGUACGUCAGUGAGGAACGGCGCUAGGACGAAGGAUUCGGCGGCCGUCGAACGAGGGAAGAAUGGAAAAAGCAUCACCGCGACGGUGGGUACAACCAUGACGACGACGACGACGACGACAACGGCGACGGCGACGUCGACGGAGAGGGUCCUCGAGAGAGCCGACUCGAAGGACGUGACUAAUAAGAAAUUCUUGCAGGCCGACGAUAAAAUAAAUAACGAGGUCAUUUCGACGAGCCCGCGAGCCGCGACGUCGGAAGAGAUUGCGGAGCCGAGCGUCGAACCGAGAAAUAAAGACGAUGGAGUCAAAGAGAAGUGUAAAAAUAAAUCCGGACACGCUAGAACGCAUGCUAUUGUCAUUAAUCUAGACGAUAAAAGUAGAUUCUCUGAAGAAGUCACUGUCUAGGUUUGUAUAGGACAUUUUUAUGAGAGCACGUGUGAGACGGAUUAAAGGUAGUAAAUAAAUCAAAUAAUCAUACGUGGGGUAUGGGAUGAUACCUAGUGGAAUUAUGGGAGGAACUUUCGCGUGAGAUGUAGUAACGUCUUUGCACCAUUCUUUUCAAGCCUCUUUUUUAUAUAAAUGAACAUUUCUUCCAAGUACCGAUGAGUAUUACUGUAAGUGUGUCUGCGAGUAAUCGAAAGCGUCGGGAUACCUUUUAUCGUUAGAUUUACAUGGAAGACAGGGAGCUAUUCCCGCGUAAUAUAUGUAUAAAUAAUAUCAUCAAUUCAUAGGAAGCUUUAUAUUAUUUUUUAACGCCGUACAUCGAUCCUAGACGUUCUUCUUCGUCGCUGAACGUGUAUAUAGAUAUUGAGUAUAGGAUGUUUACUCUGUAAAUAAUAACUUAUAACGUUUAACCGUUUCAAAAUUUUGCGAUUAUGCAGAAUUUAUGAAUAAUUAAAAAUAAGAAAAGAUUUAUUAAUAUCUGUAAAUAGAUUGUAUAUACCUAUGCAUGUAGUACACAGUAAACUUAAUUACGUGUACAUUGUACUCUCGCGCUUCUGAUCCAAUGCAUAUCAAAAUGAAGAUUUCUCUAGACUACAAUUCUUGUAGAAAAUAUAUAUACGAAACAGUGAAUCAUCCUAAGGAUGGAUACGAUACAGGAAUUAGUCCAUCCGACCGACGCCAUGGUCACUAAAGGGUCCAUCUGAGCCCCAUAAAAAGGACCCUUUGUGACCGUCGCUUCUUAAUUCCUUCAUCCUUGAAAGGUACACUCAACGUUUCGCAUAUACUGAGAACACCAGAAUCCUAAUUGCCGCCGGAAAGAGAUGACCAAGCCAGGAGCCCUUCUUUUCCGUCGACAAUUUUCCAAUAGUUGCUUUGUCCUCGAAGACGUAAAUCGACUUUUAUUCUAUUGUAUAUAAACGAAGGUAAACUAUGUGGUAUACAAAAUAAGUUAAUAUGCGAAAUUAUACAAUGACUAGCACUAGAGUUAAAUGUGUUUAAAAUGCUCGUUAAAAUAUCAAAUUCAUAUCACACGCAUUUUUUCUCUUCAUCUGUAUAUAAUUCCUAUUAGGCUUAUUAUCGCGUGAUGAAAUAAUAUAUCACUUAUAUGAAUGCAUUAUUGUACACGAAAGCUAUCUAUGUUAAUAUAUAUUGUGUAUACAUGUUGAACUUGUAUAUUGUUAUAUCGCGCGAUGGCUAAUUUACGAUUUACAUAUAACUAAUAUAUGAGAUACUCAGUAUAAAUAAUGAUAUACAAUACAGAUAUAUAUAUGUUUGAUUUUAUUAUCGAAUUAUACGGUUUAAGUUAUAACAUAAUGAAUCUAAUACGGAUACGAUUAAAAUGCAUCGUUACAUUAUGAGAAUACGAGAUUAAAGCAAAUU